AUGACGAAGAACUUAUUUAAAAUGAUUUCGUUUAAAGUUUGGAUGUGUUUAGUUGCGGUGACCGGUGCGCGCGCACGUUCCGCGCCGCCCGCCCCUGUCGGCUGUCAGUGGGACUAUUCGGACGCCAAGUUGAGUGAAUCUAACUUUCUCACGUGUAACAUCAAAACCAUCGGCUCAGCAGACUUCUUAUUUAAAAACAUAACCACGGCGCAGGCGUACAACAUCAACAAGUUGAAACUUACUUGUACCGAUUUACUUUUCUUUGAAAGUUCCUUACACAUGAAUACAGGCAGCUUUUUGGGACAGUUACGAAAACUAGAGGACUUGCGCAUUGAAUACUGCAAAAUACGUUAUGUUCCGGCGACUGUAUUGUCACCGCUACGUGAUUUAACUAGUUUGACUCUGCGUUCAUAUAAUACCGAUUGGCCUGCCAUGACAAUGGAGUUUCAUGCUGAGAGUUUUCGUGGUUUAAUGGAACUUCGAUCAUUGGACUUAGGUGAUAAUAACAUCUAUAUGUUGCCAUCUGAAGUUUUUUGUCCGCUUUUUAGCUUAGAAACAUUAAAUUUGACAAAUAACAAAAUUCAAGACAUAUCUGAUAUUGGAUUCUCUAACUGGGGCAAAGGACCUAUCGCACCAGGCAAAUCAUGUAACACUGGAUUGAAAAUGCUUGAUUUAUCGCAUAAUAAUAUUUUAAGACUGCCCGAUAAUGGCCUUUCGAGCCUUAGAUCCUUAGAAGUACUAAAGAUUCAUAAUAACUUAAUUAAUGAAAUAGGAGACCGAGCCUUUGUUGGAUUAAAUUCAUUGAAAAUUUUGAAUUUAUCUGGGAAUAAGCUAGUAGCAGUUCCACCAGAAUUGUUCCAGUCUUCUCGUGUUAUCAAAGAAGUCUCAUUAGCGAACAACUCGUUAUCAGUAUUGGCACCUGGCUUAUUGGAAGGACUUGAUCAACUUGAAAAAUUGGAUCUAUCAAGAAAUCGCCUAACUAAUAACUGGGUCAACCGGGAUACAUUUUCUGGAUUGAUUCGUUUAGUUAUUUUGAAUCUUUCUUACAAUGCUCUUGCCCGCUUAGACCCUAAAUCAUUCCAAGAUCUAAAUAAUUUACAGGUAUUGAACUUAGACAACAACGCUAUUGAAAUCAUUAGUAAUGGGGCAUUUGCAGAAUUAAAAAAUCUACAUCAACUUUCAAUAUCAGAUAAUAAAAUAAAAACAUUAAACGAAAAUAUAUUUUCAAAUUUGUUUGUACUCAGCCAACUAUAUUUAGACAACAAUGAAAUAUCUACAAUACACGAACGUUCGUUUGAAAAUAUAACCUAUCUUCAGGAUUUAGGAUUAAAUGGAAAUAAUCUUAAUAUGAUUCCUGUUGGCAUUAAAAGAUUACGAUUUUUGAAAUCGCUUGACAUAGGUAAAAAUAAUAUUACGAAAAUAAUAAAUUCAUCUUUUGAAGGACUGGAAGAAUUAUAUGGAUUAAGACUGGUCGAUAAUCAUAUACGAAGCAUACCGAAAGAUACAUUCAGUACUCUGCCUUCUUUACAAGUCUUAAAUAUUGCUUCAAAUAAAAUAGAAGUAAUAGAACAAGACGCGUUUGUUGCAAAUCCGACUUUAAAAGCCAUUCGCCUUGAUGGAAACAGACUUACAGACAUUCGAGGAGUUUUUAAUAAAUUAAAUACUCUGGGGUGGUUAAAUAUAUCAGACAACAAACUUAUAUACUUCGAUUACAGUUAUAUGCCAGAAAGUCUUGAGUGGCUGGAUAUUCAUAUGAAUAAUAUAACAAAACUAGAUAACGAGCAAAACUUGCAACAAAACAUCCGAAUGCUCGACGUUAGUUACAAUGCUUUAGAAAACGUCGAUGAAAGGUCGAUACCGGAUUCAAUAGAGAUCCUUUUCUUAAAUAACAACAAAAUUCACACGAUUCAUCCAGGUACAUUUAUACAAAAAAGAAAUUUGGAAAAAGUUGUUAUUACGGACAAUAAACUUAGAACUUUAGAACUAUCAGCGUUUACGUUGCCUCAUAUUCCAAAACACAAAUCAUUACCGAAAUUUUUUAUCGGCAACAAUCCAUUUGUGUGUAACUGUCAUAUGAUAUGGCUACAAAAAAUAAAUCUUUGGAAUCAUAUGAGACAAUAUCCGAGAUUUGUAGACUUAGACUCGAUUACCUGCGAAGUCGUUAGCAACAAAUACGGGGGAAAGGCGAACUUAAUGGAUGUUCCUGAAACACAAUUCCUUUGUUCCUAUGAAACUCAUUGUUCUUCAAGUUGUUUCUGUUGUGACUUCGAGGCUUGUGAUUGCAAAAUGACGUGCCCAGAGGGCUGUUCUUGUUUUCAUGAUAGUAAUUGGAAUUCUAAUGUUAUUGACUGUUCAAAUGUUGGAUAUACCGAAGUACCCGAAAAAAUACCUAUGGAUGCUACAGAACUUUAUCUUGAUGGCAAUGAUUUCGGGGCGUUAGGAAGUCACCUAUUUAUCGGCAAGAAAAAAUUACACAAAUUAUACUUAAAUAACAGCAAUAUAGUCUCAAUGGACAACGAUACUUUAAAUGGAUUGCACGCACUUAAUGUUCUACAUCUCGAAAAUAAUCAUUUGACCGAAUUAUCUGGCGGUGAAUUUUCUCAAACUAAGCACUUACGAGAGUUAUACUUAAAUGAUAACCUAUUAACAAGUGUUGCGAAUAAUACUUUUGAAAACUUAUCAUCUCUACGAGUCGUACAUUUACAAGGAAAUAAAGUAUUAGACCUCGACAAAAAAGUAGCUCAUAUUGUUCACCUAGAAAAUGUGAAUGUGAGAGGCAAUGUGUUUACGUGUUCCUGCGAUAACCUAAUGUCACUACAGAACUGGUUUAAGAAACAUUACGAAGAUCCUGCUGAAAUGUUGUGUUUGCCUGAAAAUGGUUCAACUUUAAAUAUAACGGUGUUUGAUGUGAUGGACAAGUGUCGUGACUCUGGUGUAAUGGACAAUAUUAUUCCUACUGAAAAUCAACCUUAUCAAUACGAUGAAAUUAGUACUAUUAAGCUUAAUUUCGUGCCUCUUUUAGCCGUAGUAUUAAUAAGUGUAAUUCUUAUUUUAUUAUUCGGUGCUUUAGCAUAUUCCUUUAGACAAAAUGUAAGGUUAUGGGCACAUUCUAAAUAUGGAGUUAGGCUAUUUAAAAGUACUUCAAUACAAGAAAGUGAACUCGAUAGAGAUAGAUUAUAUGACGGAUAUGCUGUUUAUAGUUUGUUGGACGAUGAUUUUGUUUCAAAAGUAGUAGCGCCAGAAAUGGAACACUUUGGUUAUACAAUGUGUUUUCAUUAUAGGGACUUACAACACGCACCGGAAAAUUAUUUAUCAGAGCAAAUUACUAAUGCUGCGGAAUCUUCAAAGAGAAUAUUAGUUUUUGUUUCGUUUAAUUUCUUACAAAAUGAAUGGUCUAAAAUUUCAUUUAAAGAAGCAAUAAAACAUGUCAUCACUUCGAUUCAUCCUUCUAUAAGACGUCAUAGAGUAGUUUUUAUAUUAACAACAGAUGUAAGUGCUUUAAAUUUAGACUUAGAUUUUCAAAACUAUUUGAAAAAUUGUAACGUAUUACUAUGGGGAGAACGAAAGUUUUGGGAGAAAAUGAGAUUCCUUAUGCCUGACAUUUCAAAUUUACAUUGGAAUAAAGAUCAUAUUAACUAUAGUCAUAAUCUAUGUCCUAAUGGUAGGCGGCAUCCAUCUCGCUAUACUGCCUCGCCAACGGCGCCAGAACAUUGGUAUAAAUACGAUGCCAUUCCUCCCCAAACGCCAACUACUGCCAAUGUUGGAAUUAAUAUGGAAGACGACACCUCCAUGCUAACAAACACGACUUUGACGAGUCAAAUACAAGAAAGUGACAACCCACAUCAUAGUUACAUUUCAAUUGAUACGCAAAAUUAUGAGCAACCAUAUACGGGUCGGCCUAGGCCGCCCAAUACAUUACGAAAACAUCCCAGCCAUCACUCUCCUUCAAUACUCGAUGAGCAAGGCUAUUUACAACCCCGAUCUUCAGUACAUGAUUGCUUACCUCAAACCCAUUCGGUCGUACAUAGAUAACAUGUUACAAAACUCAAAUGUCGUUAUCUCUUAAAGAUAUUUCUUAAUGGAACAGUACAUUCCAAGCUCGUGUGUAGACUAGGCUACGUUUUGGUUACCCAUGCCUUAUUGAUACGUGAUAAUUUUACAACACUUCGGUUGAAAACAUUCGGCCAAAUAACUAAUUCGUUCCUCGUAGUUUUCAUAGAGCAUAGAUGUUUAAAAUAUAUUAAAGAGACUGUAUUGUUAAAAUAUCGCAUACGUAUCGGAAUUAAAAAUAGCCUUAUUGUUCAGAAUUGAUUACAUUCGAAUAACGUAACAUUUAUUACUACUAAGUUGAAAAGAGUUGUCCUUUAAGACUGAUAAAAUUUAAUUGUAUAGUUUUACAAAUCGCCAGUAUAUGAAGUGAAUAAACUUUAAGUAUUUUGGUAUAGUAUAUUAUCUCGUUGUUACCAAAUAUAUUGUAAAUAUGUGUAAAUAAGCAUUAUGUAACAUACUACAUACAUCUGUAUAGUUUCCCUAGUCAUUAAUUAAGUUUGAAUAAUGUUGAUAUUUCUAGAUAGAUAUACCUAACACUACAUAGUCAAUAACAUCAUCCGGUUAGUCAUAGUUGCUAUAAAUAUUUCUUGUAGUGAUAAUGAAUUGCCUAAAAUGUAUUCGAUAAAGUUUUAGUUUGUAUAAUAUUAUGUGUUGUUAUUGACUCUGGGUGAAAUGUACCUAAUAUAAUCAAUUUUCGAUUGUUAAACGUGCUGAUAAAUUAAAACUAUAAAUAAACUUAUUGAAACAUA
Messenger RNA from Melitaea cinxia (Glanville fritillary), 4799 nucleotides. RefSeq names its product toll-like receptor 6. The transcript has a single exon. Gene Ontology annotation, biological process: signal transduction. Gene Ontology annotation, cellular component: extracellular matrix. The record is from RefSeq and is a predicted model, not a curated record. The coding region runs from base 1 to 4032 and encodes 1343 amino acids. Lineage: Eukaryota; Metazoa; Arthropoda; Insecta; Lepidoptera; Nymphalidae. Gene Ontology annotation, molecular function: protein binding.